AUGGUGGACAGGACCAGAUUCCAGGCAUUUGCCAACAAGCCAAGGGUAUUGGUUCUCACGGACAUCUCCAACGAACCGGAUGACGCCGAGUCCCUCGUCCGUUACCUCCUCUACUCGAACCAGUUUCAAACCGAAGGGCUCGUAGCUGUCUCAUCUACAUGGAUGAAAAAUAAGGUGUGCCCGCAAGAUAUUCACAAGAUUAUCGACGCCUACGCAGGAGCCGUCGACAACCUCAACAGGCACACGCAUCCCGAGUCUCCAUACCCAUCAGCCGACAGCCUGCGAGCUCUGGUCAAAUCUGGCCCACCGGUGUAUGGUUUCGCCGGUGUGGGCUUGGACAAGCCUUUGACCGACGGCGCACACCUGCUCCUCGAGAGAAUCGAGGCUACUUCAGAAGAAUCACUCUGGGUUCUCGUCUGGGGCGGCACAAAUGUCUUAGCUCAGGUCCUAUUGACCAUCAGCGACCGAUACUCUGCCGAAGAAGCGGCCAAGUUACGGGCGAAGCUGAGAGUAUACACCAUCUCCGACCAAGACGAUAGCUCUGCCUGGAUCCGCACCCAGUUCCCUGAUAUCUUCUAUAUCUCUUCUAUCCACGGCUGGAACCAGUACGGUCUUGCCGCCUGGACCGGUAUUUCUGGCGACAAAUACUACGGCUUCGACCAGGGUGGCCCGGACUUUUCCAAGGUCUCGAAGCAAUGGCUCAAGGAGAACAUCCAGAUCGGACCUUUGGGCUCUGCAUAUCCGGACUUCCUCUUUAUACCUGAGGGCGACACCCCGACAUUCCUUUACCUUGUUCAGAAUGGCCUGGGCGACCGUGAGCACCCUGAGUACGGCUCAUGGGGAGGCCGUUACGCUCUGACAGAUGCUAGCGAUUCCGGCCAGCAGGGGAAACAUUAUAGCGAUGUGUCCGACUCUGUUGUUGGUAUCGACGGUAAGACAUACCGCUCAAACCAGGCCACGAUCUGGCGAUGGCGUGACACUUUCCAGAAUGACUUUGCGGCCCGCAUGAAGUGGUCUCUCAACCCCGGUCUAGUGGCAACCAACCACCAUCCGGUUAUUGUUGUCAACGGUUCUGGAAGUCUAACGCCGUUGCGUUUUGAAGCAGAAGCUGGUUCUUUCAUCGAGCUGAACGCUUCGGAGACAUAUGAUCCCGAUGGAGAUAACUUAACCUUCAAAUGGUGGCAGUAUCGUGAGCCUAGCGCCACGCAAUGGUUAGUGGAUUAUGAAGUCUCGGAGCUUGGAAUCGAGAAGUUGGACCCCGAAGGAAAGAAGAUCAAGGUGAUUUUGCCAGGGCCGGAGAAGUCGUGCAUGGAUUUGAUCAGCCGGCAGCCUUUGUCAAAAGGUCAGUUGCUGCACCUGGUCUUGGAGGUGACUGAUAGUGGAACGCCUGCUUUGACGAGCUACCGUCGGGUAUUGAUUCAAACUACGAAUAAGGAUUUGAAAGGAGGAAACCUGCUCAAGAAAGGCGCAGAGCGAAAUGCAAUCGGCGAUGCUAUGAAGGAUUACAUUGGCUGA
Molecule: messenger RNA, 1515 nt
Organism: Colletotrichum navitas
Lineage: Eukaryota; Fungi; Ascomycota; Sordariomycetes; Glomerellales; Glomerellaceae
Product: cellulose-binding protein
Exons: 2
Coding region: 1-1515 (504 amino acids)
Molecular function (GO): hydrolase activity, hydrolyzing N-glycosyl compounds
Source: RefSeq, a predicted model, not a curated record